ACCCGAGGACAAUUCUCAACGUCCAAAACAUACAAUGUUCAAUAUUACUAAAAAUUUCGUACAACUGAAGAUUAUAUUGAAGGAAAUUACAAAGACCACCUUAAUUACCAUCGAGCAACAGAUCGAACUGAAAUAAAUCAAGAACUUCCUCUUAGUCUGAAUAUCAGAAUGAAUAUUUAGUUGAAUUAUUAAUAACUUAAAUUUUAAAUUAUUUUCUCAAUACAAACGAUUGUAUUUUUCAUCUAUUUUGCCUUAUAAGCAAUGGUUGCCUCUUCUCCAGCACCGGACAGUGACCAUUGUCUUCUCUGAGAACCUCAAAUUCUGAGACUAUCAUGUCCCCAGAUUCGUCUGGAGGACAUAGUGAAUCUCGACUUUCUCCCUUUGGACUCACCAAUGAUCGGGCACCAUCGCUGAAGCUUGACAAAGAUCUUCAACCUUUUUAUUAGUGAAGAUAUCGAGGUUCAUGAUAUUUAUCUGAAAUCGAUAAGAAUGAUUCACACUUGUGAAUAGAUUAAUAAUUAGUGCUUUUGAUGCUGAUCAAAUCAUAUGAGCUAAUCCAGGGAGUGAUGAUUAAGAUUAUCAAAAGAAAAUCUAAAUUCAAAUUAAAACGGAGUCUUAAUCAUGACCGAAAUCAGAGUGACCAUCAUUCGGGUGAACUGACCUGUUAUACUGGACUUUAAUCUUGUCAUUUAAUUGAUAAAUUUUCCAUAUUAUUAUUGAUUUUAACACGAUGAAUGAAAUUGAUUGUCAAGGUGAUAUUUUAAUUCAUUGAACUUUUUUGACAAUCAAAUAGUUAAUAGUUUAACCAAUAAUCAAUAAUAUUGACCAGAAGGGAAAAGUUUAUCAAGUGACCAAUCAAUAUCUCAACAAGUAGCAACAAUCAGUUUGUAUUACAUGGUUAACUAUCAAUGCCAAGUUUAAUUAGUGAUAAUAAUAAUCUCUCUAUUACAAUUAGAUUAAUGUUUAAUCACAAUUAAAUCUGCAACAGUGAUUUCUAUGGAGGAGAGAUGGUUAACUUUCAUGAUCUUAAUCAACAAUUGUGAGCCAGUUAAAUGAUUGAAGGAUAUUUAUAGUAACCUUACCUUCAUUGAUAAAAACAACAACAACAACAUUUAAUUUGAUUGUAAUUGUGAUCAUUGUAAUGCAGGUUUAUAAUAAAUUGUCUGUUGAUAAUCAGUAAAUUGUUCAGCCUUUAUCCGUUGUCCUUGUUUGCUUUUAAGAAUCAGUGAUUACAAUUUUUUUGUUUUUUUCGUUAUUUUUUCUGAUAUUUUCUCGUUAUUAUCAACAAUUAACUGUAACCAUGUGUUCACAUUUUUAUUGUCCAUUAAAUUAUUGAACAAUCAGUCUAAUUUAAUUGCAAUUAAUCUCAAUGGUUUUCUGCUAUUCAUCAAAAGGAUUAAAUCGAUCAACAUGUUUCCUCAUAGGAUCAAUUGUUUUCCUUGUGUUGAAUGUUACUUUUUACUUUGGAAUUGAUUUAAUUGUUUCAUCAAUCAUUUACUCUAAAUUAACAUUAUUACAAUCGGAUUCUGAGUUGUUUUCAAAAUGGGUCCGACUUCCGAUUCCACUUGGAUUAAAGGUUUGGGUGUUCGAGACCACCAAUCCGGACGAAAUUUGGACGGGAAAAAAACCGAUACUUCGGGAAAAAGGUCCAUACGUUUUCAGUCUGUGGCGUGAGAAGAAAAUUCUUGAAAUCAAACAUGACACCGAAACAAUCAAAUACUCAGAACAUAAUGUUUACUUUUUCAAUGAAAGUCAAUCAAUUGGUUCUUUGGAGGAUAAGAUUGUUACUCUUAAUGUACCAACGGUGGCGAUUGCUGAGAAAUUGGGCUCAAUUGGUAACAAUUUACCUUUGAGAGGGUUAACUGGAAUUUCACUUGAACUAAUCGGCAAUGGACUAUUCCAGGCUCACAAAGAGGAGCUGAUGGCCAAUAUGACGAUCGACGACUUACUAUUUAAGGGGCAAAAAGUGAAAAUUUUACAAACAUUGGAAACAAUUUGGACUCCGUUAGCUUUAAUUGGAGUUAAAUUUCCGUCAACUGGACUGAAAGAUAAUACCUAUGGACUAUUUUAUGGACAAAAUUCAACAUUCGCUGAACCAUUGGAGAUUAUUGGUCAAGGAACUAAAUUGGGAAAGGUUGUCUCAUGGAAAAAUCAAAAGAAAUUAACUUGUUGGCCUGGAGAAACAUGUAAUACAAUUCGAGGAACCGAUGGAGCCAUGUUUUCACCUUUUAUCGAUAAGAGUCGAGUUCAUAUAUUCAUUCCUGAUCUGUGCAGGUUCAUCUCAUUCGAUUAUGAUAUGAAGAUAGUUUUCAGAGGAAUUGCUGGUUAUCGUUUCAUCAUAAGCGAAUCAACUUUUUUCAAUAAGCACCGUUAUCCAAGUAACGAGUGUUUCUGUCCAACCAAUGGAUUCCCAUGUAAUACCGAUGGUGUAACGAGUAUCGGUCCAUGUCGAGCCAAUGCUCCGAUCUAUUUGUCGAAACCUCAUUUCCUUUCAGCCUCGAGACAUUUCCUGGAAUCAAUUGAAGGAUUACAACCCAAUAUAUCACAACAUGAAUCUUUCAUCGAUAUCGAACCAACAACGGGAACACCUUUACGAGCGAAAGUCCAAUUACAGGUCAAUGUUUACGUUCGUCGAUUUCCUUUUAUCAAAACCAUGAGUGAUAUUCGUAAGGAGACACUUUAUCCGUUGGUUUGGUUUGAACAAUCAGCUGAAAUUAAUGAUGAAUUAGCUCAAGAAUUAAUCAACAAGUUAAUUAAACCAUUGUCUUAUGUGAAGAUUGUUAAAUAUGGUUCACUAAUUGUUACCUUAACAUUGUUCAUCAUUUGCCUAAUAUUUAAAUGCUUGUCCACGAAAAAGAUUCCAGUUAUUGAUACUGUAAGGAGAAAGAGUCAAUCACAAUUAAGGCAACAGAAUUUAACAAUUGGAUCAAUGAAUGAUACUAUUGAUCAACGAAGGAGACAAAGUCUGGAAGCACGAAAAUUAUACAACCUUCAGAAAAGAGGGUCGUCAAUCAAAAUCCACGAAAAGGCCAAAACAUUGAAACCAUUUAUACUCCAACGUUAAUUUGAUUGUGAUUCUAAUCAAUUAAUUACAAUGUUAUUCGCGUCUUUUUCAUGUAUCCAUUAGUUUUUUUUCACGAUCAACACACGAAAAUGAUUAAACUGAUCAUCAUUUUGAAAACAAAACGAAACAUUUUCAAACAAUUAAGAGUAA
Panonychus citri (citrus red mite) is the source of this 3214-nucleotide messenger RNA. Its product is annotated as platelet glycoprotein 4-like. Gene Ontology annotation, molecular function: scavenger receptor activity. The coding region runs from base 1370 to 3064 and encodes 564 amino acids. NCBI's taxonomy places the organism in Eukaryota, Metazoa, Arthropoda, Arachnida, Trombidiformes, Tetranychidae. The record is from RefSeq and is a predicted model, not a curated record. Gene Ontology annotation, cellular component: cytoplasm; membrane. The transcript is spliced from 8 exons.